Linum trigynum is the source of this 1548-nucleotide messenger RNA. NCBI's taxonomy places the organism in Eukaryota, Viridiplantae, Streptophyta, Magnoliopsida, Malpighiales, Linaceae. The record is from the annotation of a GenBank genome assembly.
AUGGCACUCUUUCCGCAGGCCGGUCCAUCGUGUACCCUCCCCAGGGACUUUGUGCAGUGUAAAGCUGGACAAGGUCCCCCCUUUGUCGUACCUAAAAGUAGAGAGUCAUCAGAUCUUAAGUUUUCAUCGCCGUCAAGUAAGAAUUCCGGGUUACUGAGGUUGGAUACUCUGACCAAAAGAAGCCGUAGUGCCGUUGUUGCUGCUAGCCCUCCUACAGAAGAUGCUGUAGUAGCUGCAGAGCCACUAACCAAAGAGGAUAUUGUUGGAUACCUUGCCUCUGGCUGCAAGACUAAAGAAAACUGGAGAAUAGGCACAGAACAUGAGAAGUUUGGUUUUGACAUUGGAAGUUUACGUCCUAUGAGAUAUGAGCAAAUUGCGGAUUUGCUUAAUAGUAUUGCUGAGAGAUUUGAUUGGGAGAAAAUAAUGGAAGGUGAAUACAUCAUCGGCCUCAAACAGGGGAAACAGAGCAUAUCACUAGAGCCUGGUGGUCAGUUUGAACUUAGUGGUGCACCUGUUGAAACUUUGCAUCAAACUUGUGCUGAGGUCAACUCACACCUGUAUCAGGUAAAAGCUGUUGCUGAAGAAAUGGGAAUUGGAUUCUUAGGGAUUGGGUUCCAGCCUAAGUGGGGAAUCAAAGACAUACCUAUCAUGCCCAAGGGAAGAUAUGAUAUCAUGAGGAACUACAUGCCUAAAGUUGGCACAUUGGGACUAGAUAUGAUGUUCAGGACUUGCACUGUUCAGGUUAAUCUGGACUUCAGUUCUGAAGCUGACAUGAUAAGGAAAUUCCGUGCUGGUUUAGCUAUGCAACCGAUUGCAACAGCUCUCUUUGCAAAUUCGCCUUUUACUGAAGGAAAGCCAAAUGGAUAUCUCAGCAUGAGAAGCCAUGUUUGGAUUGAUACGGACAAUAACCGCACUGGGAUGUUACCUUUCGUCUUUGAUAACUCAUUCGGGUUUGAGCAGUAUGUCGAUUAUGCUCUUGAUGUUCCCAUGUAUUUCGUUUAUCGGAACAAGAGAUAUGUUGACUGCACUGGAAUGUCAUUCCGGGACUUUCUGGCCGGAAAGCUUCCUUCCCUUCCCGGUGAACUGCCGACCCUUAAUGACUGGGAGAAUCAUUUGACAACAAUAUUUCCAGAGGUUAGACUGAAAAGAUACUUGGAGAUGAGGGGUGCUGAUGGUGGACCCUGGAGAAGGUUGUGUGCGUUGCCUGCAUUUUGGGUAGGACUGUUGUAUGAUGAGGUCUCCCUUCAAAAUGUUCUUGACAUGGUAGCUGAUUGGACACCUGCAGAAAGGCAAAUGUUACGCGAUAAGGUUCCAAGGAUGGGGUUAAAGACACCAUUUCGAGAUGGAUUUCUAAAGCACGUUGCUCAAGAUGUUGUGAAUUUGGCCAAGGAUGGACUAGAAAGAAGAGGGUUCAAGGAAGUUGGCUUCUUGAACGAGGUGGCAGAAGUAGUCAGAACAGGAGUGACUCCUGCCGAGAAGCUUUUGGACUUGUACAAUGGGAAAUGGGGGCAAUCAGUUGAUCCUGUUUUUGAGGAGCUUCUGUACUAA